This is a messenger RNA of Impatiens glandulifera, 2474 nucleotides long. RefSeq names its product U-box domain-containing protein 13-like. The transcript is spliced from 4 exons. Bases 184 to 2190 code for a protein of 668 amino acids. Gene Ontology annotation, molecular function: protein binding; ubiquitin-protein transferase activity. NCBI's taxonomy places the organism in Eukaryota, Viridiplantae, Streptophyta, Magnoliopsida, Ericales, Balsaminaceae. The record is from RefSeq and is a predicted model, not a curated record. Gene Ontology annotation, cellular component: cytoplasm; nucleus. Gene Ontology annotation, biological process: protein ubiquitination; cell surface receptor signaling pathway.
GCGCCAUGACCGAGAAUUCUCUUCUCUCUCUCUCUCUCUAUCUAAUGGAGAUGGCGAUUCUGUCUAGCUAUUCUUGCUAGAUUUCUGCUUUUGUCCACCACAAUUAGCAGAGAUACGUAGCUAAACUAACAAAGACUCAAUCUGAGAAGUGUAUAUUGUAUCAAUCCUUAGACUCCAGAAGCUAUGGAAGAGGAGAAAGGAGCUCUUGCACAGAAUCUGGUUGAAAUCAUCGAUGAGAUAUCUUCGAUAUCAGACUUCAGAAGUUCGGUGAAGAGACAAUUCUGUAAUUUAGCUAGAAGACUGAAGCUAUUGACGCCGAUGUUUGAGGAGAUACGAGAUGGCAAGCAGUCCUUGCCGAAGGAAUCCUUAGAGGCCUUGAGCUCCUUGAAGGAAUCGCUUGAAUCGACUAGAGAAUUGCUCAGAUUCGGAAGUGAAGGAAGCAGGAUUUACCUGGUUCUAAAGAUGGAAGAAACUAUGAAUAGAUUCCAAGAAAUAACAGCUAACCUUGAACAAGCUCUUGGUGGAAUUGCUUAUGAAAAACUUGAUAUAUCAGAUGAAGUUACGGAGCAGGUCGAGCUUGUCCUUGCUCAGUUCAAAAGAGCAAAAGGCAGGAUAGAUGCCCCCGAUGUUGAUCUACAAGAGGAUCUUGUAUCCCUUUACAAUAAGAUCAAUGAUCCAUCUACAACAGAUCCAGCUGUCAUAAAGAGAGUGGCUGAGAAACUUCAGUUGAUGGGACUGGAUGACCUUACACAAGAAUCAAUAGCUUUGCAUGAGAUGGUGUAUGCCAGUGAUGGGGAUCCAGGGGAGAGCAUGGAAAAGAUGUCCAUGCUACUUAAGAAGGUCAAAGAUUUCGUGCAGACUGAGAAUCCUAACUUUGACGCUUCUUCAAGGUGUAAGUCCUCCAGCCCAGCCAGCUGUAGCGGUCAAGCUUCAUUAGAUGAGAGCAAUACAUCUAUUUUCAUACCCAAUGAUUUUCGUUGUCCCAUAUCUUUGGAGUUGAUGAGAGAUCCGGUCAUUGUCUCCAGUGGGCAGACAUACGAGAGAUCCUGCAUUGAGCAAUGGCUAGAUCAAGGACACGGAACCUGCCCGAAAACUCAACAAACUCUAGCCAGCACGGUCCUCACUCCCAACUAUGUCUUACGUAGCCUCAUAGAACAAUGGUGCGAAUCAAACGGCAUCGAACCGCCAAAGCGCCCCACAAACACAUCAUCAACUUCCUCGCCGGAAGAAACCAAUCUAGAAGUUCUAUUACGUAAACUCUCAUCCCACAGCCCCGAGGACCAACGAUCUGCCGCAGGCGAAAUCCGGCUUCUUGCCAAACGCAACGCCGAUAACCGCAUCGCCAUUGCCGAAGCCGGCGCCAUUCCCUUUCUCGUAAAUCUCCUCUCCACCCCCGAUUCCCGAACCCAAGAACAUGCCGUAACCGCCCUUCUCAACCUCUCCAUAUGCGAAGACAACAAAGGAAGCAUCGUUUCCUCGGGGGCAGUCCCGGGUAUCGUACACGUCUUGAAGAAGGGAAGCAUGGAAGCUCGAGAAAACGCAGCUGCAACUCUAUUUAGCUUAUCGGUUAUCGACGAUAAUAAGGUUACGAUCGGGGCUUCGGGUGCGAUCCCUCCGUUGGUGACCCUUCUGAGCGAAGGAACGCAACGUGGGAAGAAAGAUGCAGCGACUGCGUUAUUCAACUUGUGUAUAUUCCAAGGGAAUAAAGGGAAGGCGAUUAGGGCCGGGGUUGUUCCAACAUUGAUUCGUCUUCUGACGGAACCGCAGGGCGGGAUGGUGGAUGAGGCGCUUGCGAUUUUAGCUAUAUUGUCGAGCCAUCCCGAGGGUAAGGCAAUUAUAGGAGGUGCGAAGGCUUUGCCGAUUUUGAUUGAUGUUAUUAAGAAUGGUUCUCCGAGGAACAAGGAGAAUUCGGCUGCAGUUUUGGUUCAUUUGUGCGGUGGGGAUCAGCAGCAAUAUAUGGUUGAGGCGCAAGAGCUUGGUUUGAUGGGGCCUUUACAUGAUUUGUCGCAGAAUGGGACUGAUAGGGGUAAGCGAAAAGCGAUUCAGCUGCUGGAACGGAUAAAUAAGUUUGUUGAGCAACCGAAGGGUCAAAACAACAACAACAAUGAGGUUGAAGCUGAAAUAGUGAACCAGGAGGUACGUAAUACAAACUUGGACAAUGUUGUUAUUGAAAGCCGAGUAAUUGCAUAGUGUUCUAAUCUAUUUGAGUGUGUUUUCGUUUGAUUGAUAGAGGAAUGAAUGAAUGAACGAACUAAUGACACACAAAUAUAGCAAACAAAUUAUAGAGAGAAAGAAAUCUGUGUUUAUUUGUAUUAUUGCUGCGUGUACUUAAUCAAUCAUCUAUCUAUCUAUGAUCAUCAUGUUCUUCAUUACAUUUUAAUUUUAAUUGGAGAGGAUUAUGAUUCUGUAUAUGCUUCAAAAAUGUUGGAUUUGGUGAGCUAAACAAUUUUAGUAUCAUCCUUUAUUUUACUAUA